Messenger RNA from Equus caballus (horse), 1884 nucleotides. It is a transcript of the gene FLOT1, whose product is annotated as flotillin 1. Gene Ontology annotation, biological process: protein kinase C signaling; positive regulation of endocytosis; positive regulation of cell junction assembly. The record is from RefSeq and is a predicted model, not a curated record. Lineage: Eukaryota; Metazoa; Chordata; Mammalia; Perissodactyla; Equidae. Gene Ontology annotation, cellular component: plasma membrane; cytoplasmic vesicle; flotillin complex.
AGGGGGCGGGGUCAUGUCUGUUGCAGCAACAGGGCGCGGCUGGGUCGGGGGGCGCCAGCGUGGGCCCGGCUUCCUAGAAGGUGGUGCGUGAGGCGCUCCCUGCUCGGCUCCCGGGUACCCCGCGCGCCCCUGCCCUUCCCGGGACCCCGGCCCGGCCGCCGCCCGCUACCAGGAAGAGGCUUUCUCUCCCUCUCCUCCAGCUCCAACCUGAACCAUGUUUUUCACCUGUGGUCCAAAUGAGGCCAUGGUGGUCUCCGGUUUCUGCCGGAGCCCCCCGGUCAUGGUGGCUGGAGGACGUGUCUUUGUCCUGCCCUGCAUCCAGCAAAUCCAGAGGAUCUCUCUCAACACACUGACCCUCAAUGUCAAGAGUGAAAAGGUUUACACUCGCCAUGGGGUCCCCAUCUCAGUCACUGGCAUUGCCCAGGUGAAAAUCCAGGGGCAGAACAAGGAGAUGUUGGCAGCUGCCUGCCAGAUGUUCCUCGGGAAGACUGAGGCUGAGAUUGCCCAAAUUGCACUGGAGACGCUGGAGGGCCACCAGAGGGCUAUCAUGGCCCACAUGACUGUAGAGGAAAUCUAUAAGGACAGGCAGAAAUUCUCAGAGCAAGUUUUCAAAGUGGCCUCCUCAGACCUGGUCAACAUGGGCAUCAGUGUGGUUAGCUACACCCUGAAGGACAUUCAUGAUGACCAGGACUAUUUGCAUUCCUUGGGGAAGGCUCGAACAGCUCAAGUCCAAAAGGAUGCUCGGAUUGGGGAGGCGGAAGCCAAAAGAGAUGCUGGGAUCCGGGAAGCCAAAGCCAAGCAGGAAAAGGUGUCUGCCCAGUACCUGAGUGAGAUCGAGAUGGCCAAGGCGCAGAGGGACUAUGAGCUGAAGAAGGCCGCAUAUGACAUCGAAGUCAACACCCGCCGAGCACAGGCUGACCUGGCCUAUCAGCUUCAGGUGGCCAAGACUAAGCAACAGAUCGAGGAGCAGCGGGUACAGGUGCAGGUGGUGGAGCGAGCCCAGCAGGUGGCAGUGCAGGAGCAGGAGAUUGCCCGCCGAGAGAAGGAGCUGGAGGCCCGGGUGCGGAAGCCAGCGGAAGCUGAGCGCUACAAGCUGGAGCGCCUAGCCGAGGCAGAGAAGACCCAGCUGAUUAUGCAGGCAGAGGCAGAAGCUGAAUCUGUGCGGAUGCGUGGGGAGGCUGAGGCCUUUGCCAUAGGGGCCCGAGCCCGGGCUGAUGCCGAGCAAAUGUCCAAGAAGGCAGAAGCAUUCCAGCUGUACCAGGAGGCUGCUCAGCUGGAUAUGCUGCUAGAGAAGCUGCCCCAGGUGGCAGAGGAGAUCAGUGGUCCCUUGACCUCAGCCAAGAAGAUCACACUGGUGUCCAGUGGAAGUGGAACCAUGGGAGCAGCCAAAGUGACUGGGGAAGUCCUGGACAUCCUGAGCCGCCUGCCAGAGUGUGUGGAGAGACUCACAGGCGUCAGCAUCUCCCAGGUGAACCACAAGCCUCUGCGAACAGCCUGAGCCCUGGACCUUCGCUGCUGCUUCAUCUCAUGACUCAAGUUGCCUGAGUGGUCCUUAUAUUGCAUGCACUUCAACUGGCUUCCCUGAGCAUGUCCUGACAGUGGGGUUCCACCCCUCAUCUCUCCUUGCCAAAUAGCCUGUGCCUUGCCUUGGAGGGGAAGGGCUGCUCCCCUUCCCAGCCCCACACUGCCAAGACUGCCAGUCCCCUGGGGGUCCUGUGCCAACCUUCUGAUUGUCACACCCCACCCCCAACUUAUUUAACUUUCACUUCCUAAUUAGACUGCCUGAGCCUGUUGUCCAGAAUUCUUUCCUCACCAAGACUGAGGGAUAGCCUGGAAGUUCUCAGCUUUACUUGUCAAAUAAAUUGCCAUUAAUAAGUACUAAUA